GUCAUGCGAUCAACAAGUGCGCAGGUGCAGAGUAAGAGAAUUUUUACCGUUCACACACAACACACGAUGGAGCGGGGGUCUUAAGAUUUUAACAUUAAAACUACGACUUUUAAUUUAUAUCAAUUACCUAGCAUGCUUGGGGAUUUACAUUGGAUUAUUUUAGCGAGCUGACCAAGGGAAAUCGCGAACCAAAAUGUCUAGACUUAUACGGUUUUUGAGCCGAAGACGAACGGGUCGCGGGAUUCAGAAAGUUGGGGAUGGAAAGCCAAGAAAGGGAUGCAUCAAUUGCAAAAUAAUCCUACUGGAUGGAACGGAUAUCAGCAUAGACAUAGACAAAAAAGCCUUAGGCCAGGAACUUUUAGAACGUGUAUACUACAAUUUAGAUCUGAUAGAAAAAGACUACUUCGGUCUGCAAUAUUCAGACGCGGCUGGAAUAAAUCAUUGGUUAGACCCAACAAAAAGUAUAAAGAAACAAGUCCAAAUUGGACCACCCUACACACUCCGGUUACGAGUGAAAUUUUACUCAUCAGAACCAAAUAAUUUACAUGAAGAACUCACAAGGUAUCAGUUUUUCCUUCAGUUGAAGCUAGAUCUUCUAAAUGGUAGACUGGAAUGUCCAUACGAGACCGUGAUAGAACUAGCAGCAUACGCACUACAGUGUAAGUAUAUUAUAGUGAAAGGUCGCAUUCACAACAGCAGACUAACAGAUCCGGGGAUCAAAUAUGAUGAAAGCUUGCCAAAUAAUCCCACAAUAGACACUGAAUAG
Messenger RNA from Lingula anatina, 766 nucleotides. RefSeq lists its product as uncharacterized. Gene Ontology annotation, biological process: actomyosin structure organization. The record is from RefSeq and is a predicted model, not a curated record. Lineage: Eukaryota; Metazoa; Brachiopoda; Lingulata; Lingulida; Lingulidae. Gene Ontology annotation, cellular component: cytoskeleton. Gene Ontology annotation, molecular function: cytoskeletal protein binding.